GGGAUUGGAUUGUAACAUGGCAAGCCAUCUCUGAUCCAUGCAGGAUUCAUGGCGUCUGUGGACCUAAUGGUGUGUGUACUUAUGAUCAUGUCUCUGGCCGAAGAUGCUUUUGCUUGCAAGGCUUCAAGAUGAAAGAUCAUAGUGAUUGGUCAUCUGGGUGCGAACCAGAAUUUAAUAUCUCUUGCGACCAUGGAGAUAAGACUACUUUUGUCCAACUUGCUCAUGUUGAGUACUAUGGCUCAGAUAUAGACUUCUUACAGAAUCUUACCUUCCAGGACUGUCAAGAAGAAUGCCUAAAUAGGUGCAAUUGCAAAGGGUUUCAAUAUAGAUUUAGCAUGGAAGAUGGUGGCUAUAACUGUUAUCCCAAGUCUCGGCUGCUAAAUGGACGCCGUUCACCAAAUUUUGAUGGAGAUCUUUAUUUGAGAGUACCCAAAGCUAGUAUUUCCAAUCACAAGGUGCUUGAUGAAGAAUUUAGAUUGCAGUGUUCGAGCAUUGUUUCUAAGCAAGAAAGAAGCACAUAUGAAAAUAAGACGGUAAAGCUUUUGCUUUGAUUCGCCACAGCAGUGGGAGGAGUGGAGUUGAGUUGUAUUGUCCUGAUCUGGUUUUUCUUGUUAAAAACAAGCAAACGUCCAGCCUCCACUGCACAAGGAUACCUAGGCCUAACAGCUAAAUUCAAACGAUUCACCUUUAAUGAGCUAAGAAAAGCAAUGCAAGGAUUCAAAGAAGUGAUUGGACAAGGAGCAGGAGGGAUAGUAUACAAAGGUGUUUUGUCUGAUCAACGAGUAGCAGCAAUCAAGCGACUCAACGAAGCUAACCAAGGAGAAGCAGAGUUCCUUGCAGAAGUAAACACCAUUGGGAUGUUGAACCACAUGUACUUGAUAGAGAUGUGGGGAUAUUGUGUAGAGGGAAAGCAUAAGCUCUUGGUGUAUGAAUACAUGGAGCAUGGAUCUUUAGCUGAAAAUCUUAGUUCUAAUUCACUUGAUUGGAAGAAAAGGUUUGAAAUUGCAGUGGGUGCUGCUAAAGGCCUAGCUUAUUUGCAUGAAGAAUGCUUAGAGUGGGUUUUACAUUGUGAUGUAAAGCCUCAGAAUAUACUCCUAAAUGCUGACUAUCAACCAAAAGUAGCAAAUUUUGGUUUGUCUAAACUACAAAGUAGAAGUGAGAUUGAUCAUUCAAGCUUCUCAAGAAUGAGAGAAACCAGAGGUUAUAUGGCUCCUGAGUGGGUCUACAAUCUUCCCAUCACUUCUAAAGUUGAUGUGUAUAGUUAUGGAAUUGUGCUGUUGGAAAUGGUAACUGGAAAAAGCCCAAAUGUCAUGCAUACUACAGACAAUGGAGAAAUAAGAGAGCAUAAAAGGUUGGUCAUGUUGGUAAGGGAGAAUGUUAACAUUGGAACAACUACAAAGAAGUCAUGGAUUGAAGAAAUUAUAGAUCCCAUGUUGACUAACAAUUAUGACAAGGCUAAGAUGGAACUUCUAGUCAAAGUGGCUUUGCAAUGUGUUGCAGAAGAUAAGGAUGAAAGACCCACCAUGACUCAGGUGGUAGAGAUGCUUAUGAGCCAUGAGGAUUAAGAUUGUUGGGAAAGUAGUUUAGAAAUUUUAUGUAAUAGAAAAUACUUUUAACUUUUUCAAUGUAUUUUUCUUUUUCUUUUUUUGUGAAAAUAUAGAUAUGAGUGGAGUAAUAAAUGUAUUUAUCCAUCCUUCCUUAAUCCUCAUUGCACUACAGAUUUUUUUA
Molecule: messenger RNA, 1728 nt
Organism: Quercus lobata
Lineage: Eukaryota; Viridiplantae; Streptophyta; Magnoliopsida; Fagales; Fagaceae
Product: putative receptor protein kinase ZmPK1
Exons: 1
Coding region: 708-1565 (285 amino acids)
Biological process (GO): protein phosphorylation
Molecular function (GO): protein kinase activity; ATP binding
Source: RefSeq, a predicted model, not a curated record